Messenger RNA from Kogia breviceps (pygmy sperm whale), 2973 nucleotides. It is a transcript of the gene HSD17B4, whose product is annotated as hydroxysteroid 17-beta dehydrogenase 4. Gene Ontology annotation, molecular function: oxidoreductase activity. The record is from RefSeq and is a predicted model, not a curated record. Lineage: Eukaryota; Metazoa; Chordata; Mammalia; Artiodactyla; Physeteridae.
UGGAAAACUACGGCGUCUCUCUCCUCCGCAGAAACUGGCAGGUCAUUGCUGUCCUGCCCCAGCCUUUCCUUCUGUCCUUCUUGUCCCUCAGUCUCAACUCCAGUAGUUCUGCUAGUGUAUGUGUGUCGCUGCAGACUGGACUUAUGGCCUCGCCGUUGAGGUUUGACGGGCGGGUGGUACUGGUCACCGGCGCGGGGGGAGGAUUGGGCCGAGCCUAUGCCCUGGCAUUUGCAGAAAGAGGUGCAUCAGUUGUUGUGAAUGAUCUAGGAGGGGACUUCAUGGGAGUUGGUAAAGGCUCCUUAGCUGCUGAUAAGGUUGUUGAAGAAAUAAGAAGGAAAGGCGGAAAAGCAGUGGCCAACUAUGAUUCAGUGGAAGCAGGAGAGAAGGUUGUGAAGACAGCACUGGAUGCUUUUGGAAGAAUAGAUGUUGUGAUCAACAAUGCUGGAAUUUUGAGGGACCGUUCCUUUGGUAGAAUAAGUGAUGAAGACUGGGAUAUCAUUCAGAGAGUUCAUUUGCGGGGCUCAUUCCUGGUGACCCGGGCAGCAUGGGAUCACAUGAAGAAACAGAAAUUUGGAAGGAUCAUCAUGACUUCAUCGGCUUCAGGAAUAUAUGGCAACUUUGGCCAGGCAAAUUAUUGUGCUGCAAAGCUGGGUCUUCUGGGCCUUUCAAAUUGUCUUGCAGUUGAAGGCGAGAAAAGCAACAUUCAUUGUAACACUAUUGCCCCUACUGCUGGAUCACGGUUGACUCAGAACAUUUUGCCUGAUGAUCUUCUGGAAGCUCUGAAGCCGGAUUACGUGGCACCACUGGUCCUUUGGCUUUGCCAUGAGAGUUGUGAGGAAAAUGGUGGCUUGUUUGAGGUUGGAGCAGGAUGGAUUGGAAAAUUACGAUGGGAGCGGACCCUUGGAGCCAUUGUAAGACAGAGGACUCAGCCAAUGACUCCUGAGGCGGUGAAGGCUAACUGGACGAAGAUCUGUGACUUUGAUAAUGCCACCAAGCCUCAGAGAAUUCAAGAAUCAAUUGGCGGUAUAAUUGAAGCUCUAAAUAAAAUAGAUUCAGAUGGAGGAGUUUCGGUGAAUCACACCAGUAAUGCGACAUCAACAGCUACAUCAGGAUUUGCUGGAGCUAUUGGCCAUAAACUUCCUCCAUUUUCUUCUUCUUAUACGGAACUGGACACUAUUAUGUAUGCCCUUGGAGUGGGAGCAUCAAUCAAGGAACCGAAAGAUUUGAAAUUUAUUUAUGAAGGGAGUUCUGAUUUCUCCUGUUUGCCUACCUUCGGAGUUAUUCUAGCUCAGAAAUCUAUAAUGGGUGGAGGAUUAGCAGAGAUUCCUGGGCUUUCAGUCAACUUGGCAAAGGUUCUUCAUGGGGAGCAGUACUUGGAGUUAUAUAAACCACUUCCCAGAGCAGGAAAAUUAAAAUGUGAAGCAAUUGUUGCUGAUGUCCUGGAUAAAGGAUCCGGUUUAAUAAUUCUUAUGGAUGUCUACUCUUAUUCUGGGGAGGAACUUAUAUGUUAUAAUCAGUUCUCCAUCUUUGUUGUUGGCUCUGGAGGCUUUGGUGGAAAACGGACGUCAGACAAAGCUAAGGUAGCUGUAGCCAUACCUAAUAGACCUCCUGAUGCUGUACUUACAGAUACCACCUCACUUAAUCAGGCUGCUUUGUAUCGCCUCAGUGGAGACUGGAAUCCCUUACACAUUGAUCCUGACUUUGCUAACUUAGCAGGUUUUGACAAGCCCAUAUUACAUGGAUUAUGUACAUUUGGAUUUUCUGCCAGGCAUGUUUUACAGCAGUUUGCAGAUAAUGACGUGUCGAGAUUCAAAGCAAUUAAGGUUCGCUUUGCAAAACCAGUAUAUCCAGGACAAACUCUACAAACUGAGAUGUGGAAGGAAGGAAAUAGAAUCCAUUUCCAAACCAAGAUCCAAGGAACUGGAGACAUCGUCAUUUCAAAUGCAUAUGUGGAUCUUGUGCCAACAGCUGAUGUUUUAGCUAAGACACCAUCUGAGGGUAGGGAGCUUCAGAGUACCCUUGUGUUUGAGGAAAUAGGUCGCCGCCUGCAGCAUAUGGGGGGAGAGGUGGUGAAGAAAGUAAAUGCUGUGUUUGAGUGGCAUAUCACUAAAGGUGAAAAUACUGCAGCUAAGUGGACUAUUGACCUAAAAAAUGGUUCUGGAAAAGUGUAUCAAGGCCCUGCAAAAGAUUCUGCUGAUGUAACCAUCACACUUUCAGAUGACGAUUUCAUGGAAGUAGUCUUGGGCAAGCUUGAUCCUCAGAAGGCAUUCUUUAGUGGCAGACUGAAGGCCAGAGGGAACAUCAUGUUGAGCCAGAAGCUUCAGAUGAUUCUUAAAGAAUAUGCCAAGCUCUGAAGGACAUACUACGUUAUUAAUUACAAUAGAAAAAUUAAAUACUCUCUUCAGCUAAAUAUGCAAGUGAUUCAGCAAAAAUGGUCAAAAUUAAGAUACAGGGGAAAUUGCUUAACAUUUUCAGAUUACAGAUAACUUUUCAGAUGUUCAUUUUCUACUAAUUUUUCAUGUUAUUACUUUUACAAGGAACUGUAAGCUGGCACAUGAUUAUCCUUCUGUUCUUAGACCUAUGCCUUCAUAAUAAAAAAGUUUCACUCAAGUCCAGUCUCUUUAGAAUUGUGAUGGCAUUUAUAAGUUGUAAGGAAAAUGAAAUGAGUAGAGGCCACUGGUGCCUUUUACAGUUUGUUUUCUUAUUUUCUCUUCUCUUUAUUGAUAUCCCAAUUUUAACUUGAAUUUUCAUAUAUUUAUUCAUUUUCAUACUUUGCUAUGAUGGAUAGUGUUCUGCUUUAAGGCAAGAUAAAGGUCUUUGUGUUUUCAAAUAGUUUUCUUUCUUCUCCCUUCCCUUUUGCUGGAAAUUCUUUACUUUCAUAUAAUGCUUGGAAAUCUACCAAAUAUAUAACUUUCUUUUUUUCUUUUUAAAAAAAUUUAACCGUAUUUGAUUUACAAUAUUAUGUUAGUUUCA